Messenger RNA from Xenia sp. Carnegie-2017, 2374 nucleotides. RefSeq names its product long-chain-fatty-acid--CoA ligase ACSBG2-like. The coding region runs from base 121 to 2154 and encodes 677 amino acids. The record is from RefSeq and is a predicted model, not a curated record. Lineage: Eukaryota; Metazoa; Cnidaria; Anthozoa; Malacalcyonacea; Xeniidae. Gene Ontology annotation, cellular component: endoplasmic reticulum; membrane. Gene Ontology annotation, molecular function: long-chain fatty acid-CoA ligase activity. The transcript is spliced from 17 exons.
AGGUGUGUGAAAGGACGGGCCGUCGUCAGGGAGUGCUCUUAUGAUUGAUGAGUAGAUGAAAGAGUCAUUUGCCCGUAUAUUGCACCGGAAAGCUGUUCAUUAAAAUAUUUCCCCGAGACGAUGUCCGAAGACAUUGCUACAACAUCUGCUCCGACAUCGUUGCCGGCAUCCGAUGAGAAAAUAAAUUCUCUCGCCGAAGACAUGGACAGCAAGCUUGCUCCUGCUGAAAAUUUCUGGUCUGUUUCACCGAACGGAGCGGUGAAACUACGGAUAGGGGCGACGAAAUACGACAGCGACGAGCCGAUAACCGUUCACGAGUUAUUUAAGCGAACUGUCGAGAAGUCGGGCAUCGCUUUUGCGCUUGCGGUGAAACGCGACGGAAAAUGGGAAAAAUGGACGUACAAACGGUACAUGCAGGAAUGUAGAACGGCAGCUAAGGGAUUUAUUAAGCUUGGUUUGAAUGAAUUUGGUGGUGUAGCAAUAAUCGGCUUCAACUCUCCCGAAUGGAUAAUUUCCAAUAUUGGUGCAAUUUUUGCGCGGGGAUUGGCCACCGGUGUCUAUACAACCAAUUCUCCCGAGGCGUGCAAAUACGUACUCGAAAACUCGCGCACGCGAAUCGCCGUCGUGGAAAAUAAGAUUCAGUUGGACAAGAUUCUCAAGAUUUGGGAUCAGUUGCCGGAUCUCAAAGCUGUUAUUCAAUAUCUUGGGGAAGUCGAAGAUAAAUCAAACCCUAAUGUGUAUACGUGGGAGGAUUUUAUGAAGUUGGGAGAGGCAUGUGAUGACACCGAAUUGGAUGCAAGGAUCACUGCUUUAAAGCCGAACGAAUGUUGCACCUUGGUCUAUACUUCUGGAACAACAGGAACUCCUAAGGGUGUGAUGCUGUCGCACGAUAACCUCGUGUUUAGCGGUCGAAUGUCUUCUCAAUGGGUGAAUUUACGUUAUGAGAACGAGCAUGCCAUAAGUUUUCUUCCUUUGAGCCAUAUCGCCGCUCAGAUUUUGGACAUUCAUAUGAGUAUUAUCAAUGCUGGAACGGUUUGGUUUGCUAAACCUGACGCGUUGAAGGGAAGUUUGGGUGAAACUCUCAAAGAAGUUCGACCCACUGUGUUAUUUGCAGUCCCUAGAGUGUGGGAAAAAAUCAUGGCAAAACUUCAGGAGGCUGGCCGCAGUACAACCGGAAUGAAGAAGCGAGUAUCUUCUUGGGCUAAAGGUGUUGGAUUGCGUGGUCACAUGAAUCUUGAAAAGGGACGCUCUUUGCCUUUAUCAUGGGGUUUAGCAAACGCUUUGGUCUUCAAGAAAGUCCGAAUCGCUCUAGGUCUUGAUCGCUGCCGAAUUAUGGCCUCGGGGGCAGCUCCUAUCACCAUGGAGACGCUACGUUACUUUCAAAGUCUCGACAUGCCCCUGUUCGAAGCAUAUGGCAUGAGCGAAUGCGCCGGUUCCUUGACAGUCGGAAAGCGAGGGAAAAAUAUUACGGGCUCAGUUGGGUCUCUGGUGAAUGGAUUUUAUUGUAAGAUCGAUGAUCCGGACGAAGAUGGAAAUGGAGAGAUUUGCGCGUUGGGUCGCCAUGUUUUCAUGGGUUAUUUGAACAACGAAGAGAAAACGAAGGAAGUGCUUGAUGAAGAUGGUUAUCUUCACACGGGGGACAUAGGAAAAUGCGACGAGAACGGAUUUUAUUUCAUCACAGGAAGAAUCAAAGAGAUAAUCAUCACAGCGGGAGGUGAAAACAUUGCUCCGAUUCCCAUCGAAGCUCAAAUCAAAUUGGAACUUCCAGUGAUUAGCAAUGUCGUUUUGAUUGGGGAUAAAAGGAAAUUCUUGUCAUGCUUGAUAACCAUAAAGUGUGAAAUGGAUUUGGAUAGCGGCGAACCAAAGGAUGAGCUCGCCGGUGCGGCCAAGGUCUGGUGUGAACAAAAUGGUGCUCAGAUCACCACCGUCUCAGAAUUUCUGCAAAUGGAGGACGACAAAUUAACGAAAGCAAUCCAAAAUGGCAUCGAUAGAUACAACGAGCAGGCUGUUUCACGAGCGCAAAAGGUUCAGAAAUGGUGCAUUUUAGAAAAAGAUUUUUCCAUACCUGGUGGUGAGCUGGGGCCGACGAUGAAAUUGAGAAGACCAAUUAUCUACAAGAUGUAUUCUUCCAAAAUAGACGCGCUUUACGAAUAAAUAAAACACUAGAUCUGAUUCGACAUGACACAAUAUGUCGAACUCCCAUUGGAGCACAACACCCACGUUAAUGAACAUAUGCUAUAUUUCAUUUUAAUAACGAUUUUGUGCUCUACUCAAACAUUGUGUAGCUAGUGUAAAUGCAGCCUUUUGGAUUCUAAAUUAAUCUAAAUAAAUUUUGUUUCGGUUUUGUUUGCUAGUAAAUGUUUAAACUCUGAAA